This is a messenger RNA of [Torrubiella] hemipterigena, 1038 nucleotides long. The record is from the annotation of a GenBank genome assembly. Lineage: Eukaryota; Fungi; Ascomycota; Sordariomycetes; Hypocreales; Clavicipitaceae.
AUAAAAAUGGCACAAUUGUAUUCUCUAAAUGAUUCGAUUGACGGCUUUUUCAAUAACCACACCUCUGUAACACGCCAGCAAUGUGAUGACUUUGUCGCGGCCCAUUUCCAAACGCCCGCGGAGCCGGUCCCGAUACAAGGCUUCUGGAGCUAUACACUCAUGGCAGGCGAUGAUAAUGCCACCAUUAUACAGUUUAGAUCAGAGUCUUCUCCACUUGAAGAAGAAAAUCUGCAGCUUAUAAAGGAGGCGGCUACUGGGUUUGUGCCGGACGUGGUCUGUCUUGGAACAAUUGGUCAACACCGCCCUCUACACAUUUACAAGAUGAACAAGCUCCCCGGUUCACCGUAUGUACUAGCAGUCGAUCUGUCUAUCAAACCACCAGAAUGCGCUGCGCAAAGACAGGAAAACACCAUACGGGACUUUGCAAAGUUCUUUGCGCAGUCGUGGAACUACAACCCGCCAACUUUGCCAAAUCGCGCAGCCUUGUCUCAAGAAUAUGAACCCAAGAUCCGACGUUUGAUGGAAUCACUUCCAGAGCAGUUCUUCCCAUCGCUAUUCUCUGUUAUACCUCGCUUUCGGACAAUAUUCUCCGACUUACCACUUGUGGUCACGCACGGGGAUUUAUGCGGGUUAAAUAUCCUCAUUAACGAGACAUCGGGGCAUAUUACGGGCAUCAUUGAUUGGGCGGAAAUGAGAAUUCUUCCUUUUGGGUUCGCACUUUGGGGACUGGAAAAUAUCCUUGGGUUUAUGGAUACUAAUGGCUGGCACUACUACGACAACCAUGCUGCCCUUCGAGCUCUCUUUUGGGAAACAUUUCGGUUUCAUGCAGUCAAUUUUACCGAAAAAGACAUGGCUUUGGUAGCCAAGGCGCGCGUACUAGGACUUUUUGUCCGGUAUGGAUUCGACACAGAAGACGAGACGGCUCUUCGUGUUGUUGAUGAAUCCGACGCUUCUACCUGGGCAUACUUGAAUGCAUUUUGCGGAUCUGAUGGGGCUAACUAGCAAAACAUAGAGUUUUAAGAAACAAUAAACUGGAAC